AUGGCGGUGCCGGCUCGGACCUGCGGCGCCUCUCGGCUCGGCCCGGCGCGGACUGCGUGCCCCUGGCCCGGCCGCGGUCCCCGGCCCUGCCCUGGCCCCUGGCUCCCGGCGUCCGGGCCCGCGCGCCCGCUGUUGCUGCUGCUGCUGCCGCUGCUGCUUCUACUGCUGCUCGCCGCCCCCGACGCUUCUGCCUACAGCUUCCCCCAGCAGCACACGAUGCAGCACUGGGCCCGCCGCCUAGAGCAGGAGAUUGACGGUGUGAUGCGGAUUUUUGGAGGUGUCCAGCAGCUCCGGGAGAUCUACAAAGAUAACCGGAACCUGUUUGAGGUGCAGGAGAAUGAGCCUCAGAAAUUGGUGGAGAAGGUGGCAGGGGAUAUCGAGAGCCUACUGGACAGGAAGGUGCAGGCCCUAAAGAGACUGGCAGAUGCUGCUGAGAACUUCCAGAAAGCCCACCGCUGGCAGGACAACAUCAAGGAGGAAGACAUCAUGUACUAUGACGCCAAGGCCGAUGCUGAGCUGGAUGAUCCUGAGAAUGAGGAUGUGGAGAGGGCGUCCAAGACCAGCACCCUAAGACUGGACUUCAUCGAGGACCCAAACUUCAAGAACAAGGUCAACUAUUCAUACACAGCUGUGCAGAUCCCCACGGACAUCUACAAAGGCUCCACCGUCAUCCUCAAUGAGCUCAACUGGACAGAGGCCCUGGAGAACGUGUUCAUUGAGAACCGCAGGCAAGACCCCACACUACUGUGGCAGGUCUUUGGCAGUGCCACAGGAGUCACCCGCUACUAUCCAGCUACCCCAUGGCGAGCCCCCAAGAAGAUUGACCUGUAUGACGUCCGAAGGAGACCCUGGUAUAUCCAGGGGGCCUCGUCACCCAAGGACAUGGUCAUCAUCGUGGAUGUGAGUGGCAGCGUGAGUGGCCUGACCCUGAAGCUGAUGAAGACAUCCGUCUGUGAGAUGCUAGACACACUCUCUGACGAUGACUAUGUGAAUGUGGCCUCGUUCAACGAGAAGGCGCAGCCUGUGUCUUGCUUCACACACCUGGUGCAGGCCAAUGUGCGGAACAAAAAGGUGUUCAAGGAAGCUGUACAGGGCAUGGUGGCCAAGGGCACCACAGGCUACAAGGCCGGCUUUGAGUAUGCCUUUGACCAGCUGCAGAAUUCCAAUAUCACUCGGGCCAACUGCAAUAAGAUGAUCAUGAUGUUCACGGAUGGCGGUGAGGACCGCGUGCAAGACGUCUUUGAAAAGUACAAUUGGCCCAAUCGGACGGUACGUGUGUUUACCUUCUCUGUGGGGCAGCAUAACUAUGAUGUCACACCACUACAGUGGAUGGCCUGCACCAACAAAGGUUACUAUUUUGAGAUCCCUUCCAUCGGAGCCAUCCGUAUCAACACGCAGGAAUAUCUAGACGUGUUGGGCAGGCCCAUGGUGCUGGCAGGCAAGGAGGCCAAGCAGGUGCAGUGGACCAACGUAUAUGAGGAUGCACUGGGACUAGGGUUGGUGGUAACAGGGACACUCCCUGUUUUCAACCUGACGCAAGAUGGCCCUGGGGAAAAGAAGAACCAGCUAAUCCUGGGUGUGAUGGGCAUCGAUGUGGCUCUGAAUGACAUCAAGAGGCUGACUCCCAACUACACACUUGGAGCCAACGGCUAUGUGUUCGCCAUUGACCUGAACGGCUACGUGUUGCUGCACCCCAAUCUCAAGCCUCAGACUACUAACUUCCGGGAGCCUGUAACUCUAGACUUCCUGGAUGCAGAGCUGGAGGAUGAGAACAAGGAGGAGAUCCGUCGGAGCAUGAUCGAUGGCAACAAGGGCCACAAGCAGAUUAGAACCUUGGUCAAGUCUCUGGAUGAGAGGUACAUAGAUGAAGUGAUCCGGAACUACACCUGGGUGCCUAUAAGGAGCACCAACUACAGCCUGGGGCUGGUGCUCCCACCCUACAGCACCUUCUACCUCCAAGCCAACCUCAGCGACCAGAUCCUGCAGGUCAAGUUGCCAAUCAGCAAACUGAAGGAUUUUGAGUUCCUGCUCCCCAGCAGCUUUGAGUCUGAAGGACAUGUUUUCAUUGCUCCCAGAGAGUAUUGCAAGGACCUGAAUGCCUCAGACAACAACACUGAGUUCCUGAAAAACUUCAUUGAGCUCAUGGAGAAAGUGACUCCAGACUCCAAGCAGUGCAACAACUUCCUUCUGCACAACCUGAUCUUGGACACAGGCAUCACGCAGCAAUUGGUGGAACGUGUGUGGAGGGACCAGGAUCUCAACACGUACAGCCUGCUGGCCGUGUUCGCUGCCACUGAUGGUGGCAUCACGCGCAUCUUCCCCAACAAGGCAGCUGAGGAUUGGACAGAAAACCCUGAACCCUUCAAUGCCAGCUUCUAUCGCCGCAGCCUAGAUAAUCAUGGUUAUGUCUUCAAGCCCCCACAUCAGGAUGCCCUAUUAAGGCCGUUGGAGCUGGAGAACGACACAGUGGGUGUCCUCGUCAGCACAGCUGUGGAGCUCAGCCUAGGCGGGCGCACACUGAGACCAGCAGUGGUAGGUGUUAAGCUAGACCUAGAGGCUUGGGCUGAGAAGUUCAAGGUACUGGCCAGCAACCGUACCCACCAGGAGCAGCCACAGAAGUGCGGCCCCAGCAGCCACUGUGAGAUGGACUGCGAGGUUAACAAUGAGGACCUACUCUGUGUCCUUAUUGAUGACGGAGGAUUCCUGGUGCUGUCAAACCAGAACCAUCAGUGGGACCAGGUUGGCAGGUUCUUCAGUGAGGUGGAUGCCAACCUGAUGUUGGCACUCUACAACAACUCUUUCUACACCCGCAAGGAGUCCUACGACUAUCAGGCAGCCUGUGCCCCUCAGCCCCCUGGCAACCUGGGUGCUGCACCUCGUGGUGUCUUUGUGCCAACCAUUGCAGACUUCCUUAACUUGGCCUGGUGGACCUCUGCUGCUGCCUGGUCUUUGUUCCAACAGCUUCUCUACGGCCUCAUCUACCACAGCUGGUUCCAAGCGGACCCUGCGGAGGCCGAGGGGAGCCCUGAGACGCGCGAGAGCAGCUGCGUCAUGAAACAGACCCAGUACUACUUCGGCACGGUGAACGCCUCCUACAAUGCCAUCAUCGACUGCGGAAACUGCUCCAGGCUGUUUCACGCACAGAGACUGACCAACACCAACCUUCUCUUCGUGGUGGCCGAGAAACCGCUGUGCAGCCAGUGUGAGGCUGGUCGGCUGCUGCAGAAGGAGACGCACUCGGAUGGCCCGGAGCAGUGUGAGCUGGUGCAGAGACCACGAUACCGAAGAGGCCCGCACAUCUGCUUCGACUACAAUGCGACAGAAGAUACCUCAGACUGUGGCCGUGGAGCCUCCUUCCCGCCAUCGCUGGGCAUCCUGGUCUCCCUGCAGCUUCUUCUCCUCCUCGGCCUGCCGCCCCGGCCGCAGCUUCAAGUCCACACCCUCGCCGCCUCUCACCGCCUCUGA
Molecule: messenger RNA, 3465 nt
Organism: Urocitellus parryii (Arctic ground squirrel)
Lineage: Eukaryota; Metazoa; Chordata; Mammalia; Rodentia; Sciuridae
Gene: Cacna2d2
Product: calcium voltage-gated channel auxiliary subunit alpha2delta 2
Cellular component (GO): voltage-gated calcium channel complex
Molecular function (GO): voltage-gated calcium channel activity
Source: RefSeq, a predicted model, not a curated record